This is a messenger RNA of Blepharisma stoltei, 2046 nucleotides long. NCBI's taxonomy places the organism in Eukaryota, Ciliophora, Heterotrichea, Heterotrichida, Blepharismidae. The record is from the annotation of a GenBank genome assembly.
AUGGUUAUCACUAGAGGUAGUGCAGCAAAAAGGAAAAAUUUAAGUCCAGGAACUGCUAUAAAGAAAGUUAAAGAAUCACUAAUGCUUACAGCCGACGAUCCAAGGCAAAACCCCAACACAGAUGAAAUCAAUAUUGAUAUAAAAAUUACCAAAAAAUCAAAUAAAAUAAAAUACACAAUUGACGAUGACAAUGAUACAGAUAAUGCUUAUCAAACACCAAAAGUGAACAAAAACCAAAGGCUUUUUAAUAACUCAGAUAAGCCAGUGUCAAAAAGUGUUCCGCCAAAAAGGCUUGAAGAAAGCAGCUCAGAUGCUAAUUCUGAAAGCAGAUACCCACCUAGAAAUAGAAAACCUACUAAAAAAAUGAUUCAGCUAUUAGAAAGCGGAUCAUAUAAACUCAGGCAAAAACAAAGACCUUUGCAAACUAUUAAAAGAGUUUCUAAAAUCAAAGAAAACUCGUACAAGUUUAGAGAUUACAUAGAGAUCAGCAAUUUAGAAUGAAUUGGAAAUCCAGAGGUAAAAUACACAAGAGGAGGAAAAGACCUAAUUUUUUACGAGAAAAUAAGAAAUAACUUAUCACAAGAAGAAUUCAGCCAAGGAGACAUUAUUGAGAUUUAUCCUGUUGACAGCCAAAAUCCUAUACAUGCGGAUAUCAUAUUUCUAUUUGAUGACAGCGGAGAACAAAAAGCAGAAGUCCGUCUAAUUCAUGGCCCAAAAAAUUCACUGGUUGAAUCUUAUGAGUGUAUUAUCAUUCAAAUCACAAAAUUUUACCAAAAAGUAGAAUUCACCCCUGAAAAUGGCUAUUUAUGCAACACCAUAAAAACAUUUGAAGGAUCAAUAAAGAAUGUGAAUCCAAACGAAAGAAGAGAAAGGUCAUUGAACUAUUCAAAACUCUAUUCAGAGCUCUAUCAAAAUAAAAAUCCUUUACUCCAUGCAAUUGCUUUACUAACGCUUUCGUCAGUUCCUUCAAAGCUUGUAGGAAGGGAAAAAGAAGUUGAGGAAAUCACAGAAUUUAUUACAACUUCAAUUAAACUUUUUGGCUCAAAAAAUUCACUAUAUAUAUGUGGAGCUCCUGGGACUGGAAAAACCGCAACAUUUCUAUAUGUGAUAAACUUUUUAGAGAAUAAUCCAGAAUAUUCCGAAAAAUUUCAAUUUGUUUAUAUAAAUUGCAUGAAGCUCAAAAGUCCGAAAGAAAUUUAUACAGUGCUUUGCCAUGAAAUUUUUGGGUCUCAAAGAUCAAAUAAAAAAUCUAUUGAGAAGCUUUCUGAUUAUUUUAAGAAUGAAAAAAAAGAGCAUCUUAUUGUGCUUUUGCUAGAUGAAAUUGAUGCGCUGCUUAAUAGAAAACAAGAUGUGAUUUAUAAUAUUCUCAACUGGUCAACCCUAAGAAAUUCAAAUUUAAUUACAGCAAGCAUAGCUAAUACAAUGAACUUAGCAGAUGAAUUUUUCCACAAGAUAAAGAGUAGAAUGGGACAAAAGCAACUAGUUUUUGCCCCAUAUACAAGAAAUGAGCUAGACAGUAUUGUAAAAAAGAGACUUGUGGACACUGAAGUUUUCAGCAAAGAAGCAAUUCUUUUUGCAGCUGCCAAAGUAGCUUCAUACUCAGGUGAUGCAAGAAAAAUAUUUCAAGUAUGCAAAAGAGCUGCAUUCAUAGCAAAUGAGCAAAAGCAACCUAUUGUAAAAAUGGAGCACAUCCAAAUAGCUUCUAAACAACUGCUAGCAUCACCUAUUUCACAAAUGAUAAGCCAAUUGCCAUUUUAUUUGAAACUCUUUUUAAUCACUCUUUGCAUAGAUCUAAAAGUAAAUUUACAAGAAACUUCUACGGUGGGGAAAUUAAAAUUUAGGAUUGCUCAAAGUUGUGACUUUUUAGGAAAAGAAAGACUGAAAUUAGUGGAAGUUGAAGAAAUUGCUGGAAGACUGGCAGCUUUUAAAAUCAUUGCAAAAGAGGAGGAUGUUGUGAAAUUUCUUAUAAGUCCUAAUGAAGUAAUUGAUGGGCUGAAAGAAGACGAGUUAAUGAUCAAAUUCGAGUCAUCUCUUUGUGGGAAUUAA